AUGGCGUCAAGUACACAAUUAUUCUACCGCCUUUGGCAGGAGGAGACGGUGCGCGAGAGAUUCUUCGAGCUCUUGUCCAAACAGGACCUCUGCGCCGUGAGAGUGGCCAAUUCGGCCUGCUGCAAUCUCGUCACCAGGCGGCUGUUUGUCCGCAUCAGCUUGACCUUCACAUCAAACACCUUCACCAAUCCUCACCGCAUUCAGGCCUUGUCAAGGAUUGGCCACCACAUCGAGCACCUCAGCUUCACCUUUCCCCAUUCCAAUGCCACCUUUCUACCCCCUCUCAUUCACCCACAGACAGGCCAGGAGAUCCUGUUUCUAUACAACCCCCACACGUCCAUGGCUUCGGCGCUCACAAGGCCAAAGUAUGGCAAUUCGGAGCUCGGCGACAUCCUCACGCAGCAGUACCCGCCUCUUUUCCAUGCGGCCAGCAAUGUUCCCUCCUUCAUCAACGCCAUGAAGCACAUGACCAACAUGCGCCACCUCACCAUCAGAACUCCCGGCCAGGAGCCCAGUGAGCGUUACCGGAGGGACAUUGUUGAUUACGCCCUCAUCAGCCUCCGCAUCUCGGUCGAGCGCGCGCCUCUCACCAAGCUCACCAAGCUUUCGCUCUCUGGUGUUCACCCUUCCUCCUUCAACUACCUCCGUCACAAGCCGGGCUUCGGCGCUCUCCCCUCGGCGGCCCUCCGAUGGCGUCAAAUCAAGAAGCUGUACAUUUCUGUCGAGAGCUGGGACUUUUAUGGCCCUGCCCCCGGUCUCGACCACCUCAAAAUUAUUGACGACUACAUCCGGGAGUUUGCCCCUCAGCUGGAAAAGUUUUCAUUCACUUGGCUUGGGAGGAAGGGACCCUGCCCCAUUGCCCUCUCUGGCGACCCCCUUUUCGCCGCCCCAAGACACUCCAAGAAGCUGUUCAACGAGGUCACUUCCCCCAUGUCUCCUCUUCCGCCCAAACCACUUAGACACCCGCUCGUGAUGCCCAAGUUGAGGUGCAUGGCGGUCAAAAACGCGACGAUGAAUGCGCAGCAGGUGAAGGGACUCGUCGCCGACCAUCGGGGCACUGUCAGGGAAUUUGACUUUGACAAUGUGGCACUCAUCAGAGGCAGUUGGGACGAUGCGCUGGGCCCAUUGGUGGACAAAGAAGAGGGCGGCAGUCCCGACAGCUGGUCAAGAAAAUCAUUCGCUUCCGCAGGCUCAAACACAAGACCCGGGACAUCCAGGACAAAUACCUCGGCAGGGUCUGCGGUGGCAAACUCGUCGGAGGACGAAGCUGUCACACCGUCGUCGGCUGCGGCCGAGGCAAGCAGGGAGUUGUUCCAGGUCGACCUUGAGGGAAUGGUCUUUGGCGGCGUCAACGACGUCGACAACUUCGAGACCGGGGUGGAGGAGUGGGCUAAGGGUGUUACUGCUGCCGCUGCUUCUGCGUCUGCCAGCAACGACCGCUUGGAUGACUAUGAUGACGUCGCCUCUGACAUUGAGGCCGCCAAGCAGGCGAGCGAAGGGUUCAGCACGACGCUUAGGAAGAGGAGGUUGAGAAAGAAGAGGAGGCACCAUGACCACGAUGAAGAAGACGAGCGCAAGAGCCAGAAGAGCACCGAAAAAGAAAAGGAAAAGAGCACUCGCCACUUUCCCGGCCUGGGCAAGAGCAGCAGCAAGCUUACGCUCAAACACUCGCGCAGCCGCAGCGACGAGACGGCUUCCACCACCCCCAAAGAAACCAAAGACCGUGAACGCUCUGAAUCCCGUCCUCGUCUCCAACGUCGCCGCCGUCACCAUCGCCACCACUCCUCGGAUGAUGCUGUCCCAGCUCUCCCUACAAUGCCGUCCAUGCCGGAGGUGGUUGGCUCUGACGACGAGUCCUACUUCAACUCGCAGCACCCUUACUAUACCUCCCCUGGCCCAUUCACGCCACCCCCCCUCACCCGGUCUAACUCUCUGUCUUCCUCCCAUUCUGUCUCCCCGGCCCCUUCCCCAUCCCCUACCGGAAACAACAGGGGCAGCUCCAGAAUCGAGAUCUCAGUCCCUCUCCUCAACCCGAACCCCUUCCCCGUCCUCCUCCAGCCAACAGUUUACGACCCCUCGGCCAAGACCGGGCCGUUCGUGUGCUCCGUCGUCGGAGAGGAAGACCAUGGGCUUUAUGAAGACGACGGUCUGAGCCCAGCACAGAGACUGAUCGAGGCAGACAUGCUUGCCGAAGCGCAAGAGCGUGAGGCUAGGUCGUCUGCGCUCAAGAGAGCGAGGGAGGCAGUCAUGACGAAGCUCUCGAGAGAGUUUUCGAGAAAGGCCAACGCGAACAGUGAAAAGAACAAGGGGUCGGCGGCGGUGCAGCAGGUCGCUGGGAUGAUGAGCCUUGCCGAUUUACCUUUGCACCCUUUGCAUACCGGAGGCAAUGCUAGCAGCCACAAUGUGGGCGGAGGCAAUAACAGUAUCGGAUGCAGGAUCCGGGAAGGGCUGUUUGGAAAGAGCAUGGCGAAUGUGGCCGAGUGCAGGUCGGAUCAGCAGAGGGUGACCAUGGAGAGUAACGGCAGCGUGUUGGUGCCGCUUAUUUUUGCCAGGUCUUGA
This is a messenger RNA of Podospora pseudocomata, 2559 nucleotides long. RefSeq lists its product as uncharacterized. The record is from RefSeq and is a predicted model, not a curated record. The transcript has a single exon. The coding region runs from base 1 to 2559 and encodes 852 amino acids. NCBI's taxonomy places the organism in Eukaryota, Fungi, Ascomycota, Sordariomycetes, Sordariales, Podosporaceae.